Molecule: messenger RNA, 2136 nt
Organism: Paramisgurnus dabryanus
Lineage: Eukaryota; Metazoa; Chordata; Actinopteri; Cypriniformes; Cobitidae
Source: RefSeq, a predicted model, not a curated record
AUGGCGGUGGCUCUCCAGAGCUCAGCAAAAAGUGCUGAGCGUUCUUGGUCCGUUAGCCAGGAUGGAGUUGGAUGCACUGACAUGGGCAGUAGGACCAGCUACGAGCCUUCAGAAGGAGAAAGUACGAGUCCAGUUACCUGUGAAGUACUUACCUUGUCCACUACUACGAGUCACCUAAGUGAGAGAAAAGUCCCAGUUACCUGUAAAGUGUUGUUCUGUGUCCACAGCUACGAACCUUCAGAGAAGAGGAGGGCGCCACGGGUUCAAGAGACCAAGGAAAAGGAGCCUCGUUCCCCUGUCUUCCCCCCUCUCAGUAGUGCCUUGGCCCCUGGCACCUGGCUCCCUCUCUCCCCCCUACACUAUCAGCCUGUUACAAAGGGAUCUGAGACAGGGGAUACAACAACAUCCACAAGAACUUCAUUGUCGCAUUUCAAAGCUUCAAAUCUUGAGCGCCAUUUCACAUCACUCCAUCCUACGGUCGGCCGGGAAUUUCCCAAAGGCAGUGAACUUCGUAAGCACAAGGUAAAAACUUUGAAACGUCAGUCAGAGAAGCAAACUCAACUUUUUCGGAAAUUUACCAAGCAUUCAGAGACAGUGACAUUAGCUUCAUAUCAGCUUGCAUGGAACAUUGCUCGUGCAAAAAAACCAUACCGUGAGGGGGAGUUUGUUAAAAAGUGCCUCAGUGAUGUUGUUGCUAUUCUUUGCCCCAAAAACGAACAGUUGAAACGUUCGGUAAAGGACCUUCAGCUGUCACGGCACACGGUUGAAGAGAGAAUAUCGGACAUUAACAACUCAGUUGAAACACAUUUAUAUUCAGAUCUUCAGAAGUGCCAGUACUUCAGCAUUGCUUUGGAUGAGUCUUGCGAUGUUCAAGAUAAGCCACAGUUGGCAAUAUUUGUUCGAUUUGUGUCAGAAGACUGCACAAUUAAGGAAGAGCUGCUUGACAUUGUGCCACUGAAGGACAGAACCCGUGGCAUCGAUCUGAAAGAGACAGUGAUGGCUGUUGUUGAGAAAGCAGAUCUGCAGUUAUCAAAACUAUCAGCAAUAGCCACUGACGGAGCUCCAGCCAUGUUGGGGUCUGGGAAAGGCCUUAUAGGACUGUGUAAAGCUGAUGACCGUUUUCCUGAAUUUUGGACGUUUCAUUGUAUUAUCCACCAAGAGCACUUGGUGUCUAAAAAGCUGAACUUGGAUCACAUCAUGAAACCUGUGCUGGAAAUUGUCAAUUUUAUACGCACACAUGCUCUCAAUCACAGGCAGUUCAAAAAUCUCAUUGCUGAGCUUGAUGAAGAUCUCCCAUCUGAUCUGCUUCUUCACUGUGCUGUGAGAUGGCUUUCAAAAGGUAAUGUGCUUUCUCGUUUUUUUGAGCUUUUAAAUCCAGUGAAGCUGUUCCUCGCAGAAAAACAGAAGGACUACCCUGAGCUGUGUGAUCCCAAGUGGAUUUCAGAUUUGGCUUUUUUGGUUGACAUACUGCAUCAUCUGAAUGGCCUGAAUGUGGAUCUGCAAGGAAAGUUAAAGAUGGUGCCUGACCUGGUGCAGAGUGUUUUCACAUUUAUCAACAAACUCAAGCUGUUCAAAAUGCAUCUACAAAAGAGAGAGUUAACACAUUUUCCAUCCCUGUUGAAGGCAAGUGGACAAGCAGCAGAGGUUGUAAAUGAGAGUACUGGACGAUAUGCAACACUGCUUGAAAAUCUCGAACAGAGUUUUGAGGACAGAUUCUCUAGCUUACGCCAAAAAAGACCACAAAUUGCAUUUCUCAUCAACCCAUUCACUGCUGAAUCAGACUGUUUAAAAGCCCCUUUAGUGGAAGAUGAAGCAGCAUCUCAGCUUGAAAUGAUAGAACUUUCUGAGGAUGACAGACUUAAAAGUGUUCUAAGGGAAGGAACUGUGGAGUUUUGGAAGAUUGUACCAAUUGAGAAAUAUCCCAAUGUUAAAAAGGCAGCACUAAAACUUUUGUCUAUGUUUGGGUCAACUUACAUUUGUGAAUCACUUUUUUCAACACUGAAACACGUGAAAUCAAAGCAUCGCUCUGUCCUGACAGAUACACAUGUGAAAGAAUUGCUACGAGUAGCCACAACUGAAUACAAGCCAGACUUAGCAAAGAUUGUGGAAAACAAGGAGUGCCAGGUCUCCCACUGA